Schistocerca cancellata (South American locust) is the source of this 1442-nucleotide messenger RNA. RefSeq lists its product as uncharacterized. The transcript has 5 exons. NCBI's taxonomy places the organism in Eukaryota, Metazoa, Arthropoda, Insecta, Orthoptera, Acrididae. The record is from RefSeq and is a predicted model, not a curated record. The coding region runs from base 55 to 1281 and encodes 408 amino acids.
GGCCACCGACGAUCCACGGACAAACGGCACAGCCCGACACAGCCGCGCUGCACUAUGGCCGAACCGCAGGCAGGCCCCUCCGGACGCAGCUGGGCGGACAGCGAGGGCUUCGACGUGAACGUCAUCAGCCGCCUGUUCUGCAGGGACUACCACAACGAGCUGGCCGCCAUCAUAGAGGCGGUCUCCGAGAGGCUCGAAGUUUACCUGAGUACGGUGCAGCUCUUCAAGGUUCAGAUUACACUUGGAGGCUUCGAUGCAGAUAAAGAUGGUUCGGAAUUAGAGGCGGCCUUCCUGGAGCAGACUGUGGGGUACGUGGAGUCUGUGUACAGCGACAUCUACCAGAUGGAGAGCGCGCAGAGGGACCUCGGGACCAUGGCGGAGGCCGCCACAGACCACUGGGAGGCACUGCCGCACUCGGACACCACCCCAGCGCACAUGGACCGCAGCACCGAGAUCGUGGGCCACUGGCUCAUGGUCUGGUGCCGGCCCUUCUUCGGCAGACGCAGAAGGGCUGCUGAAGGAGAUGACGUAAAACUGGAGGAAGUGGUCGAAGCGUCCGGAGGGGCCGAAGGCGAGGAAGUGCAGCUGGUCCGUGAUGAGGGCGUCAGUGGCCGAGGCGCUCCAGAUGAAGCGGUUCAAGGUAAUGAAGACGAGGAUUGUGAAGAAUACCACAGUUUAAUCGAAGGCAGCGAUGGAAAUGGAAACUCAGAUGCCGAGAAAGAUGCAUAUGCAGACAGAAACGGAAAUGGGAUCUCAAAUGGCGAGGAAAGUUGGAAUGGGAAUGGCGACAGCAAUGGAAAUGGGAUCUCAAAUGGCGAGGACAGUGGAAAUGGAGUUUCAGAAUCACUAGAUGCAGCUAUCGACAAAUGUAAACCAAACUCCGGCCAUCGUCGCUUAGUUAGUGGUCGUUCGUUCCAAUCGCUGAUGAACGAGGUGUACCGCCAGUACGGCAUCACGAGGAGGGUGCUGCUGCGCCACAUCCACCGCCUCUGGUUCCUGACCAGGGCGCGCCAGCAGAGGAAGGGCGGCGAGUCGCUGCUGGCCGAGCUGAGCACCACGCUGGACAGCGUCGAGGUGGAGAUGGUGGAGGCCCAGCUGGAGAUGACGCGCCGCGCAGAGGUGGUGCGUCAGUUCGGCGAGGCCAUGUGGCCCCCUUACCAGCCGCAGCCGCCGCCGGAGGAGUCGGCGCAGGACCACCACACGGCUGGAGGCUUCCUGUGGCGGGUGCUGGAGAGCGUCUGGCACACCUUCGCCAACUGCUUACCGCAGCGCCGCAACUAGAGGCGUGCAGUACCCGACCGUACACCGGGAAGUGCGAACGUGGUUCUUGACUGCCUUGGAGGACUUCUCCGAAACUUUUCGGAAUUUUAAGCAAACUUGGAACAACUUUUUUAUCUGCGACACAGCUAUCUAAUUUGGCUAUACAUUUUUAGUUUCAUUAA